AUGACACCCAAGGCAAGUUGGCCAAAACUAAUCAUAUAUGGUGCAUUGAAGACUACCAAGGUUAUUGUUGGGACUGUUGUAGAGGUCACAACCACCAGGAAGCCUCAAACCAACCGUACUUCCACCUUUGUUACUGCUGACUUUGAUUUGGGGGGUGGAGCAGUGAAGCGAAGCACUCUGAACAUCCGUAGCGUCAAGGCCUUUGUACCAGACUUGACCACGUCACCAAAUGACGCUGAUAUAGCAGCUGUGGCAGCGCCCAACAAUAUGCUUGACAACAUUGAUGCGCUUCCAACCGUAACAGCGGAUACUGCAACUGAGACUGAUUUGUUUCAUAUGGAAGCAGGGUUUGAUCAACAUCCAAUUCUCGAACAAGACACGGAGUCACUGGUGCAGCUACCAGUACUUCCAAUUCUACCCAAUGCUGACUUUGGUAACAAAAACUUUUCCGAGGCAGAAGCUGUCCCUGCUGCAGUAGCACAUGGCACAAAGUGGUAUGAAGAUGAUGAAGCUACUCUAAAUGGUACAAAUGGCAGUGUGCCAAUCAAAGACUUCGGUAUUUCCACGCCUGUUGGUGAAGUCUUGGGUCCAAACUCUGAUAUUGGCGGAAAGUACUCGAGACUGGAAUACUUCCUUCUGAUGUUUCCACCCAAACAGCUCACCACUAUGUGUCAGCUAAGAAACAAUGCUCUGGUGCAACAGAACAAGCACAUCAUCACUACUGGAGAGCUGCUUCGCUUUUUUGGAAUAGUCAUUCUGACAACAAAGUUUGAGUACACAAGCCAAUUCCAGCUGUGGUCAACAACUGCACUGUCAAAAUAUAUUCUGCUCCAUGCUUUGGACGGACAGGAAUGUCAAGACAGCGAUUCAAUGAUAUAUGGCAAUGUCUUUGCUGGAGUGAGCAGCCUCCUGAGCGGCCAGAAGCCAGAGAAUGGUUGCGAGAUCCAAAAUGCGGCAUGUAGAUGUUCCGGAAUUAUGCUUCGGUUGAAACUGGUCAAGUCAAAGACUGCUUGGGAAGAAGGGGAUGAGGGUGGUCUAAGCAACAAUAAUCUUUUACUUGGCACAAGGAUUCUCAAAGAGCUAGUUACUCUUUGGGCAUGGACAAACCAAGUUGUAUGUGCUGAUUCCUAUUUCGCUUCUGUUGGUGCUGCAUUGGAGUUGAGACAAAUAGGUUUGGGAUUUAUUGGGGUUGUGAAGAGUGCAACAAAGCACUUUCCAAUGGCUUAUCUUUUGAGACUGGAGUUCAAUCAUCAAGGAGACCAAAAAGGACUGUUGAUGAAAGACGGACUCAAUGGAAGUAGCUUGAUGGUGUUUGUAUGGAUUGAUUGCAAUUGUCAAUACUUUAUAUCAAGUGUGUCCAGUCUUGAUGCCGGCAGUCCAUUUGUUUGA
Phaeodactylum tricornutum CCAP 1055/1 is the source of this 1389-nucleotide messenger RNA. RefSeq lists its product with no specific name. The coding region runs from base 1 to 1389 and encodes 462 amino acids. The record is from RefSeq and is a predicted model, not a curated record. The transcript has 3 exons. NCBI's taxonomy places the organism in Eukaryota, Bacillariophyta, Bacillariophyceae, Surirellales, Neidiaceae.